This is a messenger RNA of Parathielavia appendiculata, 2521 nucleotides long. RefSeq lists its product as uncharacterized. Bases 209 to 2068 code for a protein of 619 amino acids. Gene Ontology annotation, biological process: nuclear-transcribed mRNA poly(A) tail shortening; regulation of DNA-templated transcription. The record is from RefSeq and is a predicted model, not a curated record. NCBI's taxonomy places the organism in Eukaryota, Fungi, Ascomycota, Sordariomycetes, Sordariales, Chaetomiaceae. Gene Ontology annotation, cellular component: nucleus; CCR4-NOT core complex; P-body. The transcript is spliced from 5 exons.
AGGUUGACCACUGCUGCCCCGAAACACAGGACGAGAUCAACAGAUUCCGAGCGACCUCCUCCUGUCAUUCUAGCAGUCGACCUCUUCACCCGCACACAAAGUACGAAACCAGCCGCCCGGCUUUUUGACCGGGCCAACGAGCAAUUUCCCUUGGACGAGAUCGACCCUUCCGUAAGCCAUCCUCGGUUCGCGGACCAUUGCCGACACAAUGGCCGCGCGAAAACUACAACAAGAAGUCGACAAGUGCUUCAAGAAGGUGGCCGAGGGUGUCGCCGAAUUCGAAGCCAUCUACGAGAAGAUUGAGCAGUCAACGAACCAGGCGCAGAAAGAGAAACUAGAAGACCAGCUCAAGCGCGAGAUCAAGAAGCUGCAAAGGCUGCGUGAUCAGAUCAAGACAUGGGCCGCCAGUAACGAUAUCAAGGACAAAGCGCCGCUCCUGGAGCAGCGUCGCCUAAUUGAGACGCAAAUGGAAAAAUUCAAGGCGGUCGAAAAGGCCAUGAAGACCAAGGCGUACUCGAAAGAGGGGCUCUCUGCGGCUGCCAAGCUGGACCCUAAGGAGCAGGCCAAGAUGGACGCAAGCGACUUCUUAAGCAGCAUGGUCGACGAACUGGAGCAGCAGAUCGAGACCCUCGAGGCCGAGAGCGAAUCAAUACAGGCAACCAUGAAGAAAGGGAAGGGGCACGCCGCCAAGGCGGAGCGCAUAGCCGAGAUCGAACGCAUCAUCGAGCGGCACAAAUGGCACCAGGGAAAGCUAGAGCUGAUCAGGCGCUCGCUCGAAAACGGGGGCGUCGAGGCCGACCAAGUCAACGAGCUGGGGGAGAACAUCAAGUACUACGUGUCGGACGGCAUGAACGAUGACUUCAUGGAGGACGAGACUAUGUACGACGACCUGAACCUGCAGGACGAGGAAGACCAAUACGGCAUGAAUCUGGACAACGACAGGGUAUCCUCCCAGGACACCCAGUCGAUACAGGACGACGCGGUUGCCGAACCCGAGCCGAAGCCAGCGAGCGCGCCCGCUGGUAAGCAAAAGAGUGCGGUGGAUGCAGUGGCGGGAUCGGCUGCCCGGCGGCCCUCGACUCAGCUCAAAUCACCCCUUCCCACGCUCGCAACGGUCCACAGCACACCGCUACCGACUCUCAGCAGCAACAAUGGCGCCUCGGCCAAUACUGGCAUGAAGCCGGCAGCGCCGCCGGUCAGGCUCGCUGGCGAAGGCCUGAAAUAUGCCAGCGCGGCAGCGGCAGCGGCGAACAAUGUCGGUAUCGCCCCAUUACCCCCGCCGCCAUCAGCGACACCAAGUGCGGGCGCCCAGGCCAGAACGAACGCAGCGGACUCGCCAGGUGUUGUAACGGUACAGCCGGUGUCACACGUCGCCAGCACAACCACCGCACCGGCAGGAAGCUCAACACCGGUCCCUCAGACGAGCAAGGCAGCGGCAAAGGGCAAGGCGGUGGCGCAGCCUGCCGCCGUGGAUGCAGCCGAAUCUGCAAAAGCAGCGCAAACAAACGGCGCGACCAAUGGUAUCAGGCCGGUCGACGAGGCGGACGAGGAACCAGAGUCGAUAUACCAUCUGCCCGCGUCUCUGCAGGAUUUGGUCGAGUCAUUCGAGGUGACCAAGAAGCGGCCCGCGCCCCUAAACGCCCCCACAACGCAAAGGAUGCAAGCCUUAUCAGAGGCGAGCAAACCGGGCAUCCUGGACGCCGAGCCGCCACGAAACUACCAGCCCGACGUCAAGUUCCAGACGCAUACUCGAUUCCCUCAGGAGCCGCUGUCCAUUUUCGACGAUCCGCGGCUCUAUUCCCGGAUUGAUCCGGACACGCUCUUCUACGUCUUUUACUACAAGCAGGGCACGUACCAGCAGUACCUUGCGGCGCGGGCGCUGAAAGAUCAGAGCUGGCGGUUCCACAAGCAGUACCAGACUUGGUUCCAGCGGCACGAAGAGCCCAAGUCCAUCACGGAGGAGUUUGAGCAGGGGACGUACCGCUUCUUUGACUACGAGAGCACAUGGAUGAACCGGCGUAAGGCUGACUUCAAGUUCGCGUAUAAGUUCCUCGAGGAUGAGGUCUGAGUGCGCUCCUCCGUGUGCGGAGGCGGCAUCCUUCAGGUCAAGGAGCCAGGCAGGCGGGGGAGGAGGACAAGGCGGCCUGGUGAGUAGGUAUGGAGUAUGCUUCGGUGUUCGGUAUGAGUAAAUGGCAUCCCUUUCUGGGGCAGGACCCGGCUGGGUUACGGUACGCGGCCGCGUCACCAGUUCUCCCUCCGAUGGACGGCAAAAGACAAGACACAACGUAUUGCCUCCGCCGAUUAUCCCUUCCCAGUGGUUUACCUGAAAGCUGUGCUGUGUCGGUCGGUCUCCCAAAGUUGGCUUGCCCGCCACUUGCCCAGCUGCCGCUGUCGUGCAGCCUGAAUCGAUCUCUACUAUGACAGGAAAAGAGCAAAGAAACGGGAACAAAACGUCAGGAAGGAGGCGAAUGUGUCGCUGAUAGCGGACCCAUGCAAAGCGGAUUGAAAUUGUGCUGUUUGC